AUGGCUCUGACCUCGUCUCUCGCGGCGAUCGCGCUCGUAUGCAUCAUGUCCGUUUUCUUCAAGCACAUCAUCACGAAUCGUCGCAAACUGCCUCUGCCUCCUGGACCUCGUCGGCUUCCGAUCAUCGGGAAUGCGCUUUCCAUCCCUACGCGAAGAAUUGCGCAGGUUUAUCGGGAGAUGUCGAUGGAAUACGGCGACCUCGUAUAUCUCGAGUCGUUUGGUCAACCUCUGCUGGUCAUCGGAACUCAUGAAACUGCGCUCGAUCUCCUCGAAAAGCGUUCUGCCAAAUACGCGGACAAAGUGCACUCCACCAUGGCGUCUCUCGCAGGAUGGGAUUGGGUGUUGCCCAUCAUGCCCUACGGACCCUGGUGGCGACGGAGCCGGAAGGCGUUCCACGAGUUCUUCAACCCGGGAGCUAUCGUGCAGUACCGCCCCGUCCAGUUGGAAUGCUCCCAGCGCAUCCUUUCGCGGCUCGUCAGGGACCCGCAGCACUUUCCAGAGCAUAUCAGACACUGUAUCGGGUCGGGCAUUAUGCGCAUCACAUACGGCAUCGACAUAGAGAAGGAGACUACCCCGUACAUGGCCAUAGCCGCCGAGACGAUGGCGACGUUCGCCGCGGUGUUUGUCCCGGGGAAGUAUCUAGUCGAAACCUCCCCGAUUUUGCGGUUCCUCCCAUCCUGGCUCCCGGGAGCGCGGUUCAAGCGAGAGGGGAAAGAGUGGACGCGGAUCGUGCGGAGGCUCAGGGACACGCCCUGGAAUGCGACUGCCGCAGCUAUGAGGGAUGGCAAUGCGCCGCCUUCAAUUAUCAUGUCGAUGCUGGAACGCACCUCAGGCUUGGAAGGCCAAGCAUUGGCUGAAGAGACUACUAUUGCCAGGGACACCGCUUCAUCAGCGUAUGCCGGGGGCGCGGACACGCUGUUUUCCACUACCAUGUCGUUCUUCCUGGCGAUGGCAAGCUACCCGGAAGUCCAGAAGAGGGCUCAAGUCGAGUUAGACACAGUCGUUGGCCCACACCGCCUCCCAAACUUUGACGACCAGCCUUCUUUGCCAUACAUCGCAGCGAUCAUCAGGGAAUGCAUACGAUGGCGUAUUGUCGUACCUCUCGGCAUCAUGCAUCAUUCCAUGGAGGACGACGAGUACCGUGGCUAUCACAUUCCUAAAGGCACGCUCGUCAUUCCCAACGCAUGGGCUAUGACUCGCGACACGAGACACUACCCCGAUCCGGAAGAGUUCAAACCUGAGCGAUAUCUGAAGGACGGCAAGCUGAACCCUGAGGUCCUUGACCCAGGAGAUUUCGGCUUCGGGUACGGCCGCCGCGGAUGCCCUGGACGCGACUUCAGCGAAGCGGCGCUCUUUUCGUUUAUGUCGCACGUGUUGCACACACUCAAGAUAGGCCCUCCACUCGACGUAGACGGGAAGCCUUUGCCCCUCGACGUCGGAAUGACUGACGGCGGCAUUUUGGCACUUCCGGAACCAUUCGAAUGCACUAUCGCCCCUCGCUCUGCGGAGGCUGAAGCGCUCAUAUUCGGUUCUAGCUGA
Molecule: messenger RNA, 1539 nt
Organism: Trametes versicolor FP-101664 SS1
Lineage: Eukaryota; Fungi; Basidiomycota; Agaricomycetes; Polyporales; Polyporaceae
Product: cytochrome P450
Exons: 10
Coding region: 1-1539 (512 amino acids)
Molecular function (GO): heme binding; oxidoreductase activity, acting on paired donors, with incorporation or reduction of molecular oxygen; iron ion binding
Source: RefSeq, a predicted model, not a curated record